GUCUAAUACAGAGAAAAUACAGAGAGCGAGACAGCGUUGGAAAAUAAACCAAAGAAAGCCAAGAGAGUGAAGGAAAAAAUGGGAGAUACGGUUGUAGAGGAGCUACCGAGGUCUGCCACCACGGAGGAUCAGGGUUCCACCCACAACCCUAACCCUAGGCCUCAUGGCGACGAUGAAGAGGACCUCGAGGAGGGAGAGAUCGUUGUCGAUGACGCCUCGGUGUCACUGAAGCAGUCGGCGGCGAUAACCCAUCAACCUCACCCGCUGGAGCAUUCGUGGACUUUCUGGUUUGACAACCCCAGCGCUAAAUCGAAGCAAGCCGCAUGGGGCAGUUCGAUGCGCCCGAUCUACACUUUCUCUAACGUUGAAGAGUUCUGGAGCAUUUACAACAAUAUACAUCAUCCGAGCAAGUUAGCUGUCGGAGCAGACUUCCAUUGUUUCAAACACAAAAUUGAGCCAAAAUGGGAGGACCCUGUUUGUGCUAAUGGGGGGAAGUGGACUGUAACCUUUGCUAAAGGGAAAUCUGAUACCUGUUGGCUUUAUACGUUGCUAGCCAUGAUCGGAGAACAGUUUGAUCAUGGAGAUGAAAUCUGUGGAGCAGUGAUCAAUGUCAGAACUAGACAGGAGAAAAUAGCUCUAUGGACCAAGAAUGCUUCAAAUGAAGCUGCUCAGCUGAGCAUUGGAAAACAAUGGAAGGAAUUUCUGGAUUACAGCGAAAGCAUAGGCUUCAUAUUUCAUGAGGAUGCAAAGAAGCUUGACAGAGCUGCCAAGAAUCGAUACACCAUAUGAGGCUGUACAGAAUUAUGUCUGGACACCAAAUGAUUCAAGACGUCAGCCAACAUGUUAAGAACUUACAAUACUUAGUUAAGAAUUCAGAACUGAGUUUUGGCUGUCUUCUUGUCCUGUUUGCUUCUGUUUAGGGCUUGUUAUAGAAAGCAGUCUUUACCAUCUUAAUUUUUCUCUUCAAAUUCUCAUUUCGUUCUCCUCCUCCCCCCAUUUAAAUUUUAUAUGUACCAAUAUAUACUUGGUAGAAGUUGUCACGUUUCAAUCA
Messenger RNA from Vitis riparia (riverbank grape), 1051 nucleotides. Its product is annotated as eukaryotic translation initiation factor 4E-1-like. Gene Ontology annotation, cellular component: eukaryotic translation initiation factor 4F complex; cytoplasm. The record is from RefSeq and is a predicted model, not a curated record. Lineage: Eukaryota; Viridiplantae; Streptophyta; Magnoliopsida; Vitales; Vitaceae. Gene Ontology annotation, biological process: translational initiation. Gene Ontology annotation, molecular function: translation initiation factor activity; RNA 7-methylguanosine cap binding. The coding region runs from base 79 to 789 and encodes 236 amino acids. The transcript has 5 exons.